Messenger RNA from Ictalurus furcatus (blue catfish), 2831 nucleotides. RefSeq names its product Cbl proto-oncogene-like 1, E3 ubiquitin protein ligase (gene cbll1). The coding region runs from base 1501 to 2571 and encodes 356 amino acids. Gene Ontology annotation, biological process: regulation of cell adhesion; protein ubiquitination. Gene Ontology annotation, molecular function: ubiquitin protein ligase activity. The record is from RefSeq and is a predicted model, not a curated record. The transcript is spliced from 5 exons. Lineage: Eukaryota; Metazoa; Chordata; Actinopteri; Siluriformes; Ictaluridae.
CCCCUGCUGGUGAAUAAACAGAUGUGCGUGGUGCUUAAAAUGGGAACACGUGUUUAGACUCAUUUAGCUGUCAAAACAGCAGGCAUACGUUUUCAGUAUGUAUUUAUUCAUGAUUUAUUUUUGCACUGUAUUACGUUUCCCGUUUUUUAAAUAACAGUUUGAUUAAGGCCGCACAAGGACUUUUGCGUUGAAAGUUUCAAACCGGAAGCAGGAAAGAGUUGUGCCUUCACACAGCUAUGGAUGCCAUUGGUAAGGAGGGAAGUCCACACUUUGCAUGCUUUCCUUUGCCAAUAUAGUACUUUUUUUUUUUUAAAUCAACUUUACGUUAGCAUCACGGGACUAAUGUGUGGCAUCUAGAAUUAUUUUGACAGUGACAUGCAGGGAACAGAGGGGGCGCUAGGAGGUCCUGAUGUCAGAAGGAGGAUACCCAUCAAGCUUCUUCCUAAACAGGCUAGAAAAAGCUUUGCCUACAAGCAGGAGGAGAGGUUUGACUGUGGGGUAAAGGCCGGGGAUGCUUACGCUAGCCAGCGGCGAUAUCCCCAGCCAUUGUUUUGGGAUUAUAAGGUUUAAGAUCUAUGUCUGUUUCUUUAUGCAUUGAUCAGUUUUUGUACCGAAUUCAUUAACAGUAUACCGGUCCAUACAGGACUGAGCAGAGGUUUUUUUUUGUGAUUGUUGUGAAUCAUGAUUUUUCACCUUUCUCUCUCCCCCAAAAUUUGCAGUGCAACUUGCAGAUGUUUUUGUGCCUUUUUUUUUUUGCGGAAAACUAGAGAAAUUGCAAUUGCGCAAAAUUGCAUUGCACAGUAUUUCACAGUGAUGUCUGUUGGUAGUGGGGCACACGGUGGCUUAGUGGUUAGCACGUUCGCCUCACACCUCCAGAAUUGGGGGUUCAAUUCCUGCCAUGGCCCUGUGUGUGCGGAGUUUGCAUGUUCUUCCCGUGCUGCCAGUCCAAAGACAUGCAUGGUAGGCUGAUUGGCAUGUAGUGUAUGAAUGGGUGUGUGAAUGUGUAUGUGACUGUGUAUGUGAUGUGUAUGUGAUUGUGCCCUGCGAUGGGUUGGCCUGAUGCUACCUGGGAUAGGCUCCAGGUUCCCUGUGUAUCCUUUUCCCUGUGAAAAGGAUAAGCGGUAUAGAAGCGGUAUGCGGUAUGGAUGAAUGUUUGUGGUAAAUGAGAUGUAUGCUGUAGCUGUACUCAUGUUCGACGUAUGUGAAUCGAAGAGGGCUUUGGCUGAAUGCGUGUUGUGAUGACGUCACAUGACACGUCUUGGCAUCUGCGGUCAUUUUGAAAAAUUGCAACCUCCUCCAACUAUUGCAGAGUUUGCUUGAUUUUGCAUUAAUUUCUGCGAUCGCAAAAUCCUGGAGAGACUGGUAUACCACAAUGAACAAAACCAUUACUUUUGCUGUUAAUUUGGCUUCUUUUUCCAGCUUAAUCUGAUCGGUGAAAGAGAUGAAACUGCUAUCCAUUUUUGUGACAAGUGUGGUCUUCCCAUUAAGACUUAUGGACGCAUGAUUCCAUGUAAGCAUGUUUUCUGCUAUGAAUGUGCAGUACUUCAUGAAAGGAAAGGUGAUAAAAUGUGUCCAGGUUUGUCACUGUACAGCUGUACAGACCCAGUUCAGCGGAUUGAGCAGUGCCAGCGUGGUUCCCUCUUCAUGUGCAGCAUUGUUCAGGGUUGUAAACGCACCUACCUGUCACAGAGAGACUUGCAGGCCCACAUCAACCACCGCCACAUGAGGGCGAGCAAGACUUCAGCAGGCCGCUCUGACCCUCACCACCUUCCUGUCUCUGAAGUUUCAGAACGUUUCCGUGUGCCCCCUGCUCACAUGUCUAAACCCCAUGUGCUCAUCCCUCCUCCUCUGCCACAUGCCAGUCAUGACCCUUACACUCAGCCACCUCCUGCAUCUCACGAUGACCUCCGGCCUCCUCCUGGCCAGGCUUCUACACCUGACAUGGGGCCUCCUCGCUCUCUCGCCCAAGAGACGUUCCGCAUUACUACAGUGACCACACGGAAGCACAGCAACCUCAUCACCGUCCCCAUUCAGGACGAUUCAGCAAGCUCCUCCUCCCGUGAGCCUGUGAACGCCCCUCCACAUCACCAUCCAGGAGAAUAUCCAGGGCAGCCUGUGGUUUCGCACCCACACCACAUGAUGGCUCCACCUCAGCAGCGCUACGGGCCUCCACCCCCUCCACCCCCAAUCACUCAUCCAAUGCAGCAUCCAGCACAGGUCUUCAGCCAAGCCCCACCUCCACCUUUAUCCUCAGUUCCUCCUCCUAUCACCCCUCCUCCUGGACACCUCAUGAGUCAGAUGCCACCGUACAUGAACCAUCCUCCACCUGGUCCUCCUCCUCAACACGCAGGUCCAGUAAAUGCCCCACCACCCCACCAUUACAAUCCUCAGUUCUCUGAGGAUAAAGGUACCCUCAGCCCACCAUUCAACCAACCAGGAGGACUCAGUCCUGGGAUGUGGCCCGCUCCCAGAGGACCUCCCCCACCCAGAAUGCAAGGUCCUCCUCCGCAGGGACAGAUGCCUGGACCUCAUCACCCAGACCAGGGCCGAUACAGACCCUAUUACCAGUAGAAUGAUUUUAUUGGUAGCUUUGAAUAUUGAUCUCAUAGUGAGUCUGUGGCAGGGUUCGGAAGACUGUAUAGUUGAGUUAGAGUAUAAAAUAGGACUGCAUAUGUUUGAAGACUUUGCAAUUCAUUUCAGAUAUUAGAAUAUAUACCUUUAAUUAUGGCCAAUAUUUUGGAUUUCAAAAAAAGUAUUUGGCAAUAUUUUUAAAAAAUUUUGUCAAAUGUGUUGCUUCAUGAAUGUAAUACAAAUUAAAUACUCAAUAAGGA